Colossoma macropomum (tambaqui) is the source of this 2816-nucleotide messenger RNA. It is a transcript of the gene slc45a1, whose product is annotated as solute carrier family 45 member 1. Gene Ontology annotation, cellular component: membrane. The transcript is spliced from 9 exons. The coding region runs from base 1 to 2451 and encodes 816 amino acids. The record is from RefSeq and is a predicted model, not a curated record. Gene Ontology annotation, molecular function: sucrose:proton symporter activity. Gene Ontology annotation, biological process: transmembrane transport. NCBI's taxonomy places the organism in Eukaryota, Metazoa, Chordata, Actinopteri, Characiformes, Serrasalmidae.
AUGUCAUCUCCUGGAAUGGGCACCCCCAGUGACCCCCUCCUGGCCAGUCCGGGAGGGGACCGGCUUGGGAUUUCCCAGGAAGGAGCCUGGCGGCCGACCCUGUCCAAGACAUCUAGCUUCCCUUCUUCCACCACGCGCCACCUCAGCCACCGAGCCAACAACUUCCAGAGGCACCCCAAACGGCGGAAACUAAUCCGACCCUCGCCGCCCCCUCCGCCCAACACACCCUGCCCGCUGGACCAGCUGGACCUGAGCGAGCUGCCACCCCGCCGCACCUUCCCUGAACUCCUCUUUAACGGCUGCAUUCUGUUUGGCAUCGAGUUCAGCUACGCCAUGGAAACGGCCUACGUUACUCCCGUACUGCUGCAGAUGGGCCUUCCAGAUCAGUUCUACAGCCUUGUGUGGUUCAUCAGUCCAAUACUAGGGUUUCUGCUUCAGCCAAUCCUCGGAGCGUGGAGUGAUCGCUGUACGUCGCGUUUUGGCCGUCGGAGGCCUUUUAUCUUUGCCUUGGCAAUUGGCGCUCUGCUCGGUCUGACAUUGGUGCUAAAUGGGCGGGACAUCGGCUCAGCUCUGGCAGACACGGCUGACAAUCACAAGUGGGGCAUUGUGCUGACGGUGUGCGGGGUGGUCCUGAUGGACUUCAGUGCUGACUCGGCCGAUAACCCCAGCCAUGCCUACAUGAUGGACGUGUGCAGCCCAGAAGACCAAGACAGGGGGCUUAAUAUCCAUGCGCUACUGGCAGGUCUGGGCGGAGGGUUUGGCUACAUUGUGGGCGGUGUCAACUGGGACCACACCGAGUUCGGGAAGUCAAUGGGAGGCCAGCUUCGGGUCAUCUAUCUCUUCACCAGCAUAACGCUCAUAGCCACUAUAGCCAUGACCCUCACUAGCAUCCCCGAGCGACCUCUUGUGCCGAGCCAGUCUCAGAGUAGAAGCUCCAGAAACCUGAAGAGCCCUAACCUCCCUCUGCCCCCGUCCCCUCCACCACCAGCUGGAGCUGCAUCCCACCGGGAGGAGGAGGAGGAGGAUGCCCUGUACAGUUACCAGUUUUCUGCUCGCAGGUACCCAGAUUCACUGGGUCACUCUUGCAGUGCCAAUGCACGGCUCUGUGCGGGUCUGAAUAGCCCCAUCUCCCCCCUCAGCCCCCUAACGCCCAAAUACGGCAGCUUCAUUAGUCGGGACAACACUUUAACCGGGAUCAAUGAGUUUGCCUCAUCCUUAGGGACGUCAUAUAUUGACAGCGUGCUGAUUGACUGCUACACUGGACAGCAAACGCCCCAGCCGCUGGAGCCUGAGGGAGCAGCCCCUUCCCUUCCCCCAGGAGACACACCCCCUGCUCAGGUGUCACAGCCAGUAGAAGCUCCCGCUCCAACUGAUGAUUCACAGCAAAGAGAAUCGUCACAACCGAAUGGAGGUUUGCAUGGAACUGAAAGGUUGCAGGAGACUGAAGUAGUCCAAGCCAUUGAACAUUUGGAGCCCACCGAGGGCCCAGAGCCAAGUGAGGCUCUGCAGGCUGGAUCACAGAGGGGCAGUACCUCAGGGAUCCUGAAACGCCCUCAGAGCCUGGCCUUAGUGGAUGACCCGCUGAUCGUUCCCAGCGCUGGACUGGAAAAUGGGCGCAGACGGACAGUAACUUUCAGCCAGCAGGUGGCGAACAUCCUCCUGAAUGGCAUGCGUUAUGACAGUAACCUCAGUGACAGCACGGAAACCAUAGACACUCAGAUGUCUAUGAAGCUGCUCUGCAUCGCCAUCUACAGGAUGCCUCCAUCACUGCGCAGCCUGUGCAUCAACCACUUUCUGGGCUGGCUGUCGUUCGAGGGGAUGCUGCUGUUCUACACGGAUUUCAUGGGGGAAGUUGUGUUCGAGGGGGAUCCCAAAGCGCACCACGACUCCAAGGCUUACCAGCGCUACAACGCCGGGGUCAGCAUGGGCUGCUGGGGCAUGUGCAUCUAUGCAUUUAGUGCUGCUUUCUAUUCAGCCAUUCUGGAGAAGCUGGAGGAACGUUUCUCGCUGCGCUCACUGUAUUUCUUCGCCUACCUGGCGUUCGGUCUGGGCACGGGUCUGGCCACACUCUCCACCAACCUGUACGUGGUGCUGUCCCUGUGUGUGACCUACGGCGUGCUCUUCUCCUCUCUCUGCACGCUGCCUUACUCACUGCUCUGCGAAUACUACCAGAGCCCACAGUUCUGUGGCUCGUCAGAGGAUGGGACCAGGCGGGGUAUGGGGGUGGACAUCUCUCUGCUCAGCUGCCAAUACUUCCUGGCCCAGAUUCUGGUCUCUGUGGCGAUGGGCCCUCUGACCUCACUGGUGGGCGGGGCCCAGGGCGUGAUGUACUUUGCCAGCCUGAUGUCAUUUGUAGGCUGCCUGUACUCCUCGCUGUGUGUGGUGUACCAGCUGCCACCUCCGGAGGGUGAGCACCCGCAGAGCAGAGCGGACGUUGAGACUGGGGUGUGAGUGACUACAGCUCAGCCUUACGGAGCAGGCGUCCAAAAACGGAAGAAACGGGCCAAACCCCUUUAUCGGUUUGGCGGCGUGCAGGAGAUCAGGAAGACACAUUACGAACAGUGACCAAGCUGGACUGUCCUGAGCUCUUUCAUAUGAGGUGUGCUUGCAAGCUUGGUAAAAAUGUGCAGGGGAUACUUUCCCAGUGGCCACUAGGGGGCAGACCUUCAUGCUUCUCACUUGGAACAACACAAAAUGUCGAACUCUUCUGUGCUCCGAGAUCACAGAGGGCAAGUUUUUCCGAAGUUAUGCGGUUGGGUUUUACCUCCUGGACUGGGUUCAGCCCUGACAUCCAGCGGUUCAAAGGCUGUUUCAGG